AUGGGCUGGGUGCACAACCUCCAAACGCCCGACCCGAAUAGCCAUAUUUCUCGGGUCAACGGGGUCUGCUUGAGUUUUGCGACCGCGGCAUGCAUAGCCGUUGCGCUGCGGUUCCAUGUUCGAAUAAACGUGAAGAAAUCCCUGUGGGUGGAUGAUUAUGCGACGCUGUCCAGUGCAGUUCUUGAGGCGGUAUAUGCGGGACUUACUGUUGCUCAGACGCGCUGGGGCCUGGGCCUUAGUGCAGAAUAUCUCCCUGAAGCCAACGAGGUCAUGAUGGGCAAGAUGCAAUAUAUCGAAGGCCCAACAUACACGCUCGCCCUACUGGGGUUCAAGAUCUCGCUACUCGCGUCCUAUCUCCGCAUUGGAGGUUUCGUCAAGUUGUAUCGGGUGGUCAUAUUUGCAGUCAUUGCUGCAUGCAUUGCCCGUCAAUGGGACAAGUCCAUCCCGGGGACAUGUAUCAACACCGUUGCGUCAUACUACGGUAUUGCUGGGACGAGUCUCGGCUUUGACGCGAUUAUCAUUGCCCUACCGCUGCCGAUCCUUGCUAAACUGCAGCUGAAGCUGCGACAGAAGAUCCUACUCGGUAUGCUCUUCAGCCUGGGCUUCUUCGUGACAAUCAUCCAAAUCAUCCGCAUCUUCACAGUCAAGCAUCUCAAAACAUACACAGACAGCCAAGCGGUCAUUCUCUGGUCUCAUGUUGAAGUCAGUCUUGGAAUAAUAAUAAGCUGCGUCCCAACUUACGGCCCAUAUUUCCGCGCGCUCGCAAUCAACAUCUCGUCGUAUCGUCGCCGCCCAACGCAGGGCUACGGACAAUCAUACGGAGAGACGUACGGGGUUUCAUCACGGAAUGCCAAGGGUACCAGCCGCAUAUAUGAUAAUAGCAUGCCGAUGACGGGGAUUAUCGGGUCGGGAAGUCGAAUGGGAGACAACGAUUCGCAGGAAAGUAUACUGGCCGAGAGGAACAGUGCGGAGGCAGCGCAGAUGCAUGACCGGGCGAAGGGGAUGGGGAUUCGUAUUGCAACUGAGGUGAGGGUUGAGACGGGGCCGCGGGAGCCGGAGUAA
Aspergillus mulundensis is the source of this 1062-nucleotide messenger RNA. RefSeq names its product putative integral membrane protein (Pth11). Lineage: Eukaryota; Fungi; Ascomycota; Eurotiomycetes; Eurotiales; Aspergillaceae. Bases 1 to 1062 code for a protein of 353 amino acids. The record is from RefSeq and is a predicted model, not a curated record. The transcript is spliced from 6 exons.